UUCUCCAAGAGGUUCAACAGGACAUAUACUCCGAAGUCCACAACGGACCAAAGAAAAUACCGUUAACAAACGCCAGCCUGUGUGUGGAUUUGACGAUGGGCGGCAUAAAUUUUACGCACGGAUCCGUGUGCACAAACGAGACGCACCGGGGAAUAGCUUUACCCAUCUUUAUGUUUGCUGGAGGUGCUAUUGGGAAUAUAGUUGCGAUAAUCGUUCUUUCAGUAUCAAGACAGGAGAGGAAAUCUUCAGCUUUCUACACUCUGGUGUGCGGUCUGGCAGUGACGGACCUGCUGGGCACAUGUCUGGCUAGCCCGUUCACCAUUGCCAACUACCUGGACCGGCAUGUGCUGACGAACGACCACCUCUGCGAGUUUGACUCCUUUUUGUUGCUGUUUUUUGGUGUAACCGGACUCAGCAUCAUAUGCGCCAUGGCUGCCGAGAGGUACCUGGCUAUAUGCUGCCCCUACACCUAUCAGCGGUGGGGGGUGGACCGACGCUUUGCUCAAAAGUUUCUUCUCGGCAUUUAUAUCAGUAACAUCCUCUUCUGCUGCCUCCCGAUGAUGGGCAUAUCCAAGAGCCAGCUGCAGCCGUCUUGCACCUGGUGCUUCAUCGACUGGAGUGCGCAGGAGCCAGUUGCCGCAACUUACUCUAUCCUGUACGGCGUGGUCAGCGUGCUGCUCAUCCUGGGAACCAUCGUGCUGAACUUGGCGGUGUGCGGCGCGCUGCUGCUGAUGCGCCAGAGGACCGUGCAGCGGCCAGUCACCAGAACCAGCGUCCGGGAGCGAUGGAGGGCAUUGUCCUCCGCCGCAGAGACCCAAAUGAUGACGGUGCUGAUGAUGACCUCCGCGGUGGUUCUGGCCUGCUCAGCCCCACUAGUGGUCCGAGUGUUUGCCAACCAGUUCAUGAAAAACUCUGAAGCUGACCUGGCUGCCAUCCGGAUAGCCUCCGUUAAUCCCAUCCUGGACCCCUGGAUCUACAUCCUCCUCAGGAGGUCACUGUUUCGCCGGUUGCUCAGUCUGUCGAGGCGAGGUAGCAGCACUCGCAGCAGUUCCCCCGUAUCAACACAAGCACAUCUGUUUUAUCCUGAAAUCAUGAAGGACAGCCAUGUGUUUACUCAGCUCAUGCGUAAUACCAACAUCCUCACUCAGCUGCCUGACACCGUCAAGUUCACACGGCAGGAUGCAGAGAGCCUCCAUCAGACUUAAAACACUGCAGACUGAAGAUGUUAAUGACAGCUGUGAGUGUUUGCUGCUUUGUUUCGCUGCAAGUAGCUUGAUGCAGGGCAACAGACUCUGUUAAAGAGCUGACAAUGUAUCUGGUCCUACAGUUGGACAGGACCCUUAAAAACUCCAAAGGGAUUAUUUAUUAAAUGAAAGUGGAGGGCUGCUCUGAUUGGAUCUAU
Molecule: messenger RNA, 1402 nt
Organism: Scomber japonicus (chub mackerel)
Lineage: Eukaryota; Metazoa; Chordata; Actinopteri; Scombriformes; Scombridae
Product: prostaglandin E2 receptor EP4 subtype-like
Exons: 2
Coding region: 96-1205 (369 amino acids)
Biological process (GO): positive regulation of cytosolic calcium ion concentration; cellular response to prostaglandin E stimulus; adenylate cyclase-activating G protein-coupled receptor signaling pathway
Cellular component (GO): plasma membrane
Molecular function (GO): prostaglandin E receptor activity
Source: RefSeq, a predicted model, not a curated record